This is a messenger RNA of Plodia interpunctella (Indianmeal moth), 1033 nucleotides long. RefSeq lists its product as uncharacterized. The transcript is spliced from 2 exons. The coding region runs from base 354 to 1016 and encodes 220 amino acids. The record is from RefSeq and is a predicted model, not a curated record. Lineage: Eukaryota; Metazoa; Arthropoda; Insecta; Lepidoptera; Pyralidae.
UGCUUAUAAAUGUUAACAGCUCCAGCCUUUCUAUACAUUGCCUCUCUUUCUUGUGUUAAUUCAUUCCCGGUCCAUCCUUAGCUGUGACACCCGAAGCUACUGACUGCUCUAAUUGUAUGACCGGCCGACUGCCUGACUUCAACCCUGUUUGGGAAUGCUGUUCCUACCUGUCAGCUGUGAAGCUUUGUACUUAUUUUUUUAAGGGAGCAACUGAAGUGGUCAUAUUCUAGGUAAAAUGUUUUUUCGUUAUCUUGAUUUUUCACACAAAUGCGGAAAUAAGAGAUCUGUUUACGGGCCAAAACCCAAAUGGCAGAAAGAAUUUAAAGAAUGACGAGUGGCUUUACAAAGAUUACAUGAAGAAAUUCGACGUUCUCACUGUUUACCAAUCCUUGGAGGCAAAAUACAAAAAAGCUGGUAAAAAAUUAUCACUCAAGGAUGAAUUUCAUAACAUAAUUAAUAAAAUCGAUGAGACCGAUGAACUUUUAUCGUUAAAAAUAGAAAGAGGCGAUCCCAAAAUAAUAGUGGGCAAAAGUGGCAGACGAGCCCACCCAGGUUUCGAGCAAUACGGCGUCUUCAGACCAACAGACGAGAACGAAGAAGAACCACUGCAGACCCUGUGGGACCCGCAAUAUGUUAGAUACAGACUUAAUGAACUGAUGAAACAAAUCAUAUACUCGACGAGAAACAAAAUGGUAGGGAUGCAAUUAAUAAGAGAAGAGUUUAAGAACGAAUCGUUGUACAAAAUGGGGUUUUUGAUGAGCAAAACUGAUGAAGCAGUGAAAAACUACAUCAGAUUCACCUUCCGAACGUACAAGGCGUGUACACGAAGGUUGCUCAGUGAGGCAACAAGGAGACACCAGCUUAUAGAUAUCUUGACAACACAAGAAAGGAUGCUAUUCAAAUGGUUUCAUAUAGAUCUCCUAACAGAUUUGAUUAGAGAAAAUGAUGAUAAUGCAAGGGAAAUAAUGGCUAACUAUAGCACUGGUAGGAAAGUUGCAUGGAAAUUUGUUGAUUAAUAAACUUAGUAUUUUUU